AGGUUAGAAGAGCAGAUGUUGCACAGAUAUAUUUGAAAACCAAGUAGAACAUUCAGGCUGACAUGAGAGAUCUGCUGAGGGCCUGUGAGCAAUCCAGCAACGUCUGCAAAUUCUUCAAGGUGAAGGAUAAUCUGGGACUUCCAGCAGAAGACAGUGAAUGUUAGCAACUUGUGGAGGAUUGUGUUCACAGGGAGAUGAUUCCUCAUGAAGUUUCUGGAUCCCCUUCAGAAAUCAAAUGUGACUUUCUGCUCAGCAGACUGAAAUCAGAACCAGCCAGGCAGUGAAGCCACAGAAGUGGAGGGCAGGGGGACAGUGAAAAAUGAAAUCCAACCAAGAGAGAAGCAAUGAAUGCCUGCCGCCCAAGAAGCGAGAGAUCCCCUCCACUAGCCUGCCUUCUGAGGUGAAGCCAUUAGUCCUGGCCACUGAAAAUCACCGUGCAGAUAACUUAACAUGGCUCUCAAGCACAACCAGCAGCCAGAGCAGCAUGAGUGGACGGAACAGGCCUGGAGGGAGUUCGGUGGAGGCUGGUUCACAGCAGGGAAUAGGUUUACACAAAUCACUAUCUACGGGAAUCGACUAUUCCCCACCUAGUGCUCCUAGGUCUGUUCCAGCCACCACAACACUUCCCACAGUGUACCCGCCUGCACUCACGCAGGCAGGGACGCCUGUCUCCCCGGUGCAGUAUACACACUUGCAACACACUUUCCAGUUCGUUGGGCCCCCAUAUAGUGGACCAUACGCCGGAUUCAUCCCGUCCCCAUUGAUUUCCCCGACAGCCAAUUCUGCAACUGGCGCCGCAUCCUCUGCCACUGCCAUUGCAACCACUCCAUCCCAGCGUUCCCAGCUGGAGGCUUAUUCCACUUUGCUGGCCAGCAUGAGCCAGCAAGGGCACAAAGUUGAGCCGCACCUAGUGAGGACACCUGGAUUGAUCACAGCAGGGUCUCCUUCACCGACCCAGCAAAACCAAUAUGUCCAUAUUUCCAGCUCUCCUCAGAGUGCCGUCAGAAAUGUUUCUCCUCCAGCCAUCCCAGUCCAUUUGCAUCCCCACCAGACAGUGAUUCCUCACACGUUCACCCUCGGUCCCUCCUCCCAGGUAGUGGUGCAGUAUGCAGAUUCUGGAGGCCAUUUUGUCACCAGGGAGUCCACCAAGAAGUCUGAGAGCAGCAGGCUGCAGGCUAUGCAAGUGAAAGAAAUACUGAAUGGGGAGAUGGAGAAGAGCAGGCGGUAUGGCAUCUCACCGUCCUCAGACAUGACUCUAGUCAAAUCAGGCAAUAAACCAUCUCAUCAUUAUGAGGCCAGACAUGUGGUGGUCCACUCGGGUCCUGCAGAUUACGUCGCACGGGAUUCCUCCAGCGUCCGGUCCUCCAUUAUGGUCAUCCCCAACAGCAGCACACCUACUGCAGAUAUGGAGGUCCAGCAGGCCGCCAACAGAGAAACACCUCCUUCAGCUCUCAAUGAAAAGGGAAGUUUGCAUUUAGGAAAAACAGCUCACCGAUCUUAUGCUUUGUCUCCGCAGCAAACUAUGGGCCAGGAAGGGGUGAAAGCAGUUGCCACUCAGUCCCCUCACACUGUCAUCCAGACCACCCACAGCGCCUCAGAGCAGCUCUCGGUCGGAUUACCUACUGCGGCAUUCUACACUGGGACUCAGCCACCAGUCAUCGGCUAUCUGAGCAGUCAACAGCAAGCAUUUGGCUACCCUGGAAAUCUGCCACAGCACCUGGUGAUCCCUGGUACCCAGCCCCUGUUAAUACCAGUUGGCAGUGCAGACAUCGACUCGACUUCAUCUCCCCAGUUGGCAGCAGUGCCUCAUACAUUUGUCACAAGCACCAUUCCGAAAAACGAGAAUUUCAGUGCUGAGUCACUAGCAAGCCAGCCGGCUUACCAAGCAGCCGUGGUGCAGGCGCAGAUCCAUCUCCCCCUGGUCCAGUCCAUCCCGUCAUCAGCAGCCGCUCCUCCUACACUGCCUCCUUACUUCAUGAAAGGGUCAAUUAUUCAGUUGGCCAACGGAGAGCUGAAGAAGGUAGAAGAUUUAAAAACCGAAGACUUUAUACAGAGUGCAGAAAUUAGUGGUGAUCUGAAAAUAGACUCCAGCACCGUAGAAAGGAUUGACGACAGCCAUAAUCCAGGCAUUGCCAUGAUACAGUUUGCAGUUGGAGAGCACCGAGCACAGGUCAGUGUUGAAGUCUUGGUAGAAUAUCCCUUUUUUGUAUUUGGACAAGGUUGGUCAUCGUGCUGCCCAGAGAGAACAAGCCAGCUCUUUGAUUUGUCGUGUUCCAAACUCUCCGUUGGGGAUGUCUGCGUAUCACUUACGCUCAAGAAUCUGAAGAACGGCUCAAUUAAAAAGGGCCAGCCCAUGGAUUCAGCUGGCAUCUUGCUGAAGCACUCUAAGAAUGACAGUCUAACUGGUGGUAGACAUAGGUAUGGAGAGCAGGAAAAUGGGAUUGAUCAGGGAAGUGCGAAGAUGUCAUCUGAGAAUGGUGAACUGAAGUUUCCAGAUAAAAUGGGAUUGCCUGCAACAUCUCUGAUCACCAAAACAGAACCUAGCAAGCCCAUGGCAACUAGGAAGAGGAGAUGGUCAGCCCCUGAAACACGGAAACUAGAGAAGUCUGAAGAGGAGCCACCGUUGACUCUUCCCAAACCUUCUUUUAUUCCUCAGGAGGUUAAGAUUUGCAUUGAAGGGCGAUCUAAUGUAGGCAAGUGAAGUCUGUUUAGGGAAUGGAAAUUUAGGCUAUCCCUUUGUCAUUUUUAUCCAGAUUACUGUACUGUAGGCUAAAAAUAACCCAGUAUUUACAUGUUAUCUUAUUUUAGGUUUAUGUUAAUAACCUUAUUGUUAUAGUUGCAGCUGAAUAUUAUGCAGGAUAUUGGUGCAUACUCCCCCCCCCCAGUGUUUGUUGGUGAUCAUUAUC
Messenger RNA from Euleptes europaea (tarantolino), 2906 nucleotides. RefSeq names its product ataxin 1 (gene ATXN1). The record is from RefSeq and is a predicted model, not a curated record. Lineage: Eukaryota; Metazoa; Chordata; Lepidosauria; Squamata; Sphaerodactylidae. Gene Ontology annotation, cellular component: nucleus. Gene Ontology annotation, biological process: nervous system development; negative regulation of transcription by RNA polymerase II. Gene Ontology annotation, molecular function: protein binding; RNA binding. The transcript has 4 exons. The coding region runs from base 320 to 2701 and encodes 793 amino acids.